UCUCUUGUUCUCCUCGUUCCCCCCGGUCCUACUCCAUUCUGCUGGCGCUGCUUCCUGAUAGAAGAUAGAAGGCAUAGAAGGGUUGUUUCUGCUCUAUGUGUUCAGUGGUGUAAGCUUCGAAAAAGUAGGAGUCGGUACGAGUUAUGUUUACGAGUGUACUGAUUGAUUACAAGUAUUCUGUUGAAGAUUUUCAAUUUUAGAUUUUGUGCACAGUUAAGUGUAAAAGUUAAUAGUUGGCCACAGAAUGUCGAAAGCAGCCAGCCCCACCCGGUUUUCAGGAGAACUAGACCAUUUUUAUGACCCAAAUUUUACAGCAGAUAUAAGUCAGAAAAUGAGAGUACCAAAGCGAAUUAGAGUUGAUGGAGAGAGUGACGAUGAUCAAAACACUGGAAGUAACUGGAAUGCAAUGUUGGCAAAUGAGAAGUUUGACAUGCAUGUCCCUGAUCGAAUACUUGUUGCUGGUCAAGAACAACAUAUAGGAACCAAGGCCCCACCAAGAGAGUUAAUAUUAGAAAAUGCUGCAAUGCCACCUGAUCCUGGUAUGGUUCGAGUUCAGACUCCACCUCGUGUUAUUACACUUGAUGAACAUUACUUCCCAUCAGCUGAUGACUUCCCCAGCCAUACAGCGCAACCAGAAGAAAUGUUGACCAUGGCUGUAAUGAAACCCAAGCCCUACUUUUACACUGAACAAAGAUUGGUCAGGGAGUCAACUCCUCCAGUUGGUACAGGUGAAGGUUUAACUCCAAGUGAAGAACUUGUUCACUUGCGUCGGCAGAUGGCCAAACUGAAUAGGCGAGUCAUGGCUAUGGAAUUGGACAAUAUGCAAAGGCAGCAGCGAGAGAAGAUAAUUUGUGCCAUUGGACUUGCUUAUUUCUUUUUCAAGGUUGCUUUCUGGCUUGCUAGGUCUUCAUAGUGAAGUUGGAUGUAAACUUUAAGCAUUUCUAUGCAGUGUCCUCAUUAAGAUAGGAGAUUGUUUUCUGAGGUGAAUCCUUUAUUCACCACCUACAUAUAGGGUCGUAUCAGAUACAAUGUAUAUUUAUAUAUAGUUUGUUGUAAAUUUUUGUGUCAUCCUGAACUGUAAUUUAUGUACCUGGCAGAUGAACCAGAUUUAAAAUUUGGCAUACUACAGCAUGAAACGAGGUAUAUUGGUUAUCAUUUGCAGAAUUGUCUGAAGAAAGCAACGAUGUUCCAUUAUUUCUGUUUUUAAUGGACAAAGAAUGUUGUCACCUUGGUAACUGCUGUACUUAGUGUCAGCAAUUACUGUAAAGGUAUAAAUAAGUAGUUGCAGUUAUGUUUCAAAGCAUGGAGCCAUUGUAAUAAUAUUAAUGUUUUACAGGACAGGAAUUGCCUUUUGCAUAUUUUAUCUUCACCUCCCCUGAGUAGACCAAAUUUUAUAUACAGAUUAAAGUUUUGAAAACUUCCAUUUAUAUAUGUACAUACACAGUACAUAAAUUAUACAAACAUACCAUGGAAGCUUGUAGCAAAGAACACCUGCUUCAUGCUGGGGCAUUAUACUUGCAACCACAUUGCAGAUGAGUGAAAUUAGUUCUUAAUUUUGUAAUAUUUAUUUCCUUUAAUUAUUAAUUUCAAGAUUCGUGCAUUUUCCUACAGAAUGGAUUGCAUUGUGAAGAAUGAUAAUUAUAUUAUUGACUUUGAACUUAAAAAAUCUAUUUUUGUGAAGGUUACGAAGGUUUAAGAGUAAGCAGUUUUCUUGCAUUUCCUGAAUUUAUGAAAAUAAAAGACUUGUUUCAACCAGAAA
Cryptotermes secundus is the source of this 1759-nucleotide messenger RNA. It is a transcript of the gene Tango11, whose product is annotated as transport and Golgi organization protein 11. The coding region runs from base 245 to 913 and encodes 222 amino acids. NCBI's taxonomy places the organism in Eukaryota, Metazoa, Arthropoda, Insecta, Blattodea, Kalotermitidae. The record is from RefSeq and is a predicted model, not a curated record. The transcript has 5 exons.